This is a messenger RNA of Brassicogethes aeneus, 764 nucleotides long. The record is from the annotation of a GenBank genome assembly. Lineage: Eukaryota; Metazoa; Arthropoda; Insecta; Coleoptera; Nitidulidae.
CAUAACCUCAAUUAAGUCAGUGGCGUGAUUAUUUAGUUAAGAGUUUUUAGAGGGGUUAACCAUCAAACAAUAGGGAACAAUACCGGCAUACUCAUCGCAGUUGGCGUGCGUACCUAUAUAAAACAAGAGAAUCGCAGUGAGGCGGUCAUUUGUCAAUUGUUCGCGUUUAAGGUUGCUUGAUCAGUUCCGCCAAAACCAAAAUGUUGGACGAAUAUUUGGGAAAGAAGUACGAACUUCAUGACAGCCAGAACUUCGAUGAAUUUAUGAAGGCUCUAGGUGUCGGCUUUUUGACCAGGAAAUUGGGAGCUGCCGCUUCCCCGGUCGUUGACCUCACCAAAGAAGGCGACGAAUACACUUUGACAUCUGUCUCCACCUUCAAAAAUGUCAUCUUGAAAUUCAAGCCAGGUGUUGAAUUUGACCAAGAAACCCCUGAUGGCAGAAAUGUAAAGGCCACCAUCACUGUAGAUGGCGCCACCCUCCAUGAAGUCCAAAAGGACUCCGCUGGAAAGACUACCAUCAUUGACAGAACUUGGAGCCCAGAGGAAGUUAAAAUGGUUAUGAGCAUUGACAACAUCACAGCCACCAGAAUCUACAAAGCCAUGCCAUAAUUUUCCAAUUUUUUAAGUCAAACUUAUGUAUAAUUUUAACAUACAUAUAACAUACCAGUACUGAUUAGUUUUCAAAAUAACUCAUUUUUUGUUUUGUUUUUAUUAUUUUAUUAUUAGUUUCUUAUUACAUCACUCAAAUAAAUUCGUUUUAUUCAU